AUGCAGCUAUUGGCAUUUGAACCCAUGUGCAUGAAUCUGUGCGUAUUCUCGGCCAUCUUGCUCGGCAUCCUAUAUCUCUUCUUUGGUGCCUUUGAACUAGUCUUCUCCCAUGUCUAUGGCUUCAAUCUCUGGCAAAUCGGCAGUUCGUUUUUGGGGAUCCUUGUCGGAAUGAUGUCAGCAAUCCUGACGGAUCCCCUGUGGCGUAGGAACUAUGCCCGUCUCGAACGCAAACAUCAAGACACCGUUGGGGAGAAAAACGAAUUCAGGCCAGAAUGGCGACUUCCUCCUGGUCCACUGGGUGGUGCCCAUUAUUGGAAGCGCGGUGUUCGGAGCAGGGUAUGA
Aspergillus fumigatus Af293 is the source of this 342-nucleotide messenger RNA. RefSeq names its product putative MFS multidrug transporter. Gene Ontology annotation, molecular function: transmembrane transporter activity. The record is from RefSeq and is a predicted model, not a curated record. Gene Ontology annotation, biological process: transmembrane transport. Lineage: Eukaryota; Fungi; Ascomycota; Eurotiomycetes; Eurotiales; Aspergillaceae.